Molecule: messenger RNA, 2581 nt
Organism: Styela clava
Lineage: Eukaryota; Metazoa; Chordata; Ascidiacea; Stolidobranchia; Styelidae
Source: RefSeq, a predicted model, not a curated record
UCUUAAUGAUAAUCUAAUCAGCAUAAAUGGGUUGAAUCAUAUUGCACAAUCAGAUGUAAAUACUUCAAUGCCGUAUUGGCCAAUGCUUUAUAACAAACCACUGCUACGCGAAAACGCCAGAAUCAAUCUUUGAUAAAUAUAUACCAAGCAUUAUGUCGGAUGGCAUUACUAUGGUACCAGAAACUUCAACUAAAGAUUCAAAUGAAGUCACGUGGCAGAUUUUCUGGAUAACCACAGGAAUAUUGACUGUAAUCGUCAUUUUUCUACUCAUUGCAACAAUAUUUCUACUUUGUCAAUAUUGUAGAAAUCGCAGAAGACCCGCCAAUCAACAAACUACCGAGCAGCAGUCAACAGUCUUAUCUAAUAUGUACACGGAGCAAAACAGACGGCGCUCGAGUCGCUUUGACGGGCCAAAUGAAAUGAACUAUCCAGAAGAUUAUGAUGAUGUCGGCCAACAACCACGCUUCUACCCAGACAUGAGUAACAAUACCCAACCGAGUCGAAUUUACCGCCCAAAUCAACCGUUUCCCGAAAAAAUGCCACACCCUGCUCCGAGAAACUCAGUUCCCGAAACUAAUAUAGAUGACCAGUCAAACCUUCCACCUCCUCCAGGUCCCAAACCUGAUCAUAUGCGCCCAUCACAAUCUGAACCCCCAUCUUCACCCACAAAUACCCAAAAUUCUCCGUCUGAACACUCAAGUGACGGUUACGAAAAUGAAUCAAACUAUGACGAUACUGGAACUCCGGGAGAUAACAACAACUAUUACGAGACAACAAUUAUCCCGAAUGAACAACCUGUAUAUGAUGAAGUGGCGGCAGAGAAUGAAGCAUAUGAAAACUCAGAACGAUUAGUAUAAACUGAAGAAUAAAUAUUCAUAAAUAUUCCGUAGAGAUGAUAGCCGACAAGACAAAGUUUUUUCGCGGGUGGAGUCCGAACACCUCCCUAUUCCUUCACCGUUUGGUAUUUUUUGUAGUCAGUUUUGUAGAUAGUUUUUAUCAGUGGCGCUUAUUUUAUAAAAAUAGAUUGCGUUGCGUCAAAUAUUUUUUCAUCGGUUAUUUUACAAUCCAGGGUUUAAUACUAAAAGCCAGCCAAUGAAAGUGAUUGCAUAAAUGAAUUACACUCGAAAAGAUAUAUAAAUCACUGUCAAUUUGUUCAAAUAAAUAAAUGUAAUUGAUACUUAGAAUACACGAAUUGAUACUUAGUAGAACCUUUAGCUCGUGGCUCCCAGAGAAUUGCUACGUACCUCCUCCCCCAUCCUACCUAAAUGGGCGACGGCCAUGGUUUAUAUAUUGUUUACAUUUCGUAAUGGUGAUAUUUACCUUAGAUUGAUUGGUGCAAUAGAAAGAGGAGUGAAAUAAAAACAAAAUCAAAUGUUGAAGCGAAUUAAAAAUUUGAAAUAAAACUGGUAGAAACUGAAUAUUUUCGAGAAGUUUAAUUUUUUUUGUCAUUGCUUGUUUUUUACUAUUUUUUUUGAAUACACAUAAUUUGAAAAUUAUUCGAGUUUCGAUAUUAUUGACAAAAUUACAAGACAGCCCAUAGUGACUCUAAUGAAAUACUUCCAACUAAGCAUGACUGAAUAAUGGAUAACACAUCUCUAGCCUUUUAGGAUGAUAUUAGUGGAAUUCAUAUAUUCACGUGUUCCUAUGCCUAUGUUUUAAAUUUUGUUGCUUUUUAUAUGUUAUUAGAAAAUUUUUGCGCUGUGUUUUAAUUUUUAUAUCUCGUCCGUUUCUAUAAAUUAUAGUGCAACAUUUACAGUCAUUGUAAUUUGAGUAAUACAAUAAAAUCAAACUCAGUGAUAAUAUUUGCCUAUGUUUCUUGUAAAUUUAGAAUAUCUAUUCUAAGAAAUAAAUCUAGAGCAUACACUCAGACAACCGCGGCCGCGGUUUCGACCGCGGAUGAAUUACUCCCCAGCGUAAAAUUUCCAUGUUAUGGUGCAGUUUUUCAAAUUUUGUUCAGUUAUUUAGUAUUAUUAAAAUUCGUAAUUAAUGAUGUAAAAUAAUAUGUUUAUACUGUGCCGGAGUAGGAGUUAUGAGUAUAUCUGUAUAGCUUCGGACCCAAUAAAAAUUGAACAUCUAACGCAAAUAGAGUUUUUAUGCUCAGUGAGGGAGAAGAGAGGGUCCAAAACAGGGAAGAAUUAAAAAAAAAAACCUUCACCAAAAGUUCCACUUAACUUCUUAUUUUGUUUGUUUUUGCAUUCGUUCGUUUGUUUCAUUUCAUUUAUAUUUGCUUUUGUAUUUGCAUAGCAUUUGUGUUUGCUAGAUCUUUACUUAUAGAUUUGAAAAACCUUGUACAAAAUUGCAUGAUUCGCCUGAUUCUUGUUCAGUCACGCGGAGGCUACCUAAAAUAAGUUUGGAAUUACAAAGGGUAAUGAAACAGUGACGUAAGUUUUACGGAAGGUUUUACAAUAGCUCAAUCUAUAUGUACCAUUGGGUGAAAAAACCUUGUUCUUCAUGAAACUAAAAUACAUCAUCCUAAUAUUAUAUUGUUUAUAAUUUUAGACAUAUCUAUAAAUUUUCGUUCCAUCAAGCCCUUUAAGUAUCAUGUGGUAUUUAUCAUAUAUUUAAAAAAUGACUUGACGUU